ACACACACACACACAUACACGCACACGCGCACACUGCGAGGCUGGCGAGGAAGGAGGGAGGCAGCUGAGCAGAGAAGGAGGAAGCGGAGCGCUCGGAGCUGCGGACUGCGGCGGGAACCUCUUCCCAAUCCUCCUUCAUCCUUCCCUGGCCGGGUCCUUUCCCCCCUGACAGCCGCAGGAGCAGAAGCGGCAGAGAGGCUCCUUCCAGACAGGAGCAACUGAACCAUGGAGCUCCGAGUAGGGAACAAAUACCGGCUGGGACGAAAAAUUGGUAGCGGUUCCUUUGGAGAUAUUUACUUGGGUGCCAAUAUAGCCACAGGAGAAGAGGUAGCCAUUAAGUUGGAAUGUGUCAAAACCAAGCACCCGCAACUCCACAUUGAAAGCAAAUUUUACAAGAUGAUGCAGGGAGGAGUGGGAAUCCCUUCCAUUAAGUGGUGUGGUGCAGAAGGAGACUAUAAUGUGAUGGUGAUGGAACUUUUGGGACCCAGCCUGGAGGACCUCUUCAACUUCUGCUCCCGCAAAUUCAGUCUGAAGACUGUUCUUCUCCUGGCAGAUCAGAUGAUCAGCCGUAUUGAAUACAUUCAUUCCAAGAAUUUCAUUCACCGAGAUGUGAAACCAGACAAUUUCCUUAUGGGGCUUGGCAAGAAAGGCAACCUAGUGUACAUCAUUGAUUUCGGCCUGGCCAAGAAGUACAGAGAUGCCCGCACCCACCAACACAUCCCCUAUCGGGAAAACAAAAACCUGACUGGGACAGCGCGCUAUGCCUCUAUAAACACCCAUCUCGGCAUUGAGCAAAGUCGCCGUGAUGACUUGGAGAGCUUGGGCUAUGUGCUGAUGUACUUCAAUCUCGGCUCGCUGCCUUGGCAAGGCCUGAAGGCUGCCACGAAGCGCCAGAAAUAUGAGCGCAUCAGUGAGAAAAAGAUGUCCACGCCUAUUGAAGUGCUCUGCAAAGGGUACCCUUCUGAGUUUUCUACAUACCUCAACUUCUGCCGCUCACUGCGGUUCGACGACAAACCAGACUACUCUUACCUGAGGCAACUGUUCCGCAACCUCUUCCACCGUCAGGGCUUUUCCUAUGACUAUGUGUUCGACUGGAACAUGCUCAAAUUUGGGGCAGCCCGGAAUCCUGAGGACAUGGAUCGGGAGAGGCGAGAACAUGAGCGAGAGGAAAGGAUGGGGCAGCUCAGAGGUUCUGCUACGCGGGCACUGCCUCCUGGCCCCCCUGCUGGGGCCACAGCAAACCGCCUCCGCAAUGUUGCUGAGCCUAUGGCCUCCACGCCCACCUCCCGUAUCCAGCAGUCUGGAAAUACGUCCCCCAGAGCAAUUUCACGGGUGGACAGGGAGCGGAAAGUCAGCAUGAGGUUACACCGAGGCCCUGCCAACAUCUCCUCAUCUGACCUCACAGGGCGGCAAGAGGUGUCACGGAUUUCAGCAUCACAGACAAGUGUGCCAUUUGAUCACCUGGGGAAGUGAAGAGAGGAUGCCACCGGACCAGUGUUUGCUUAGGUGAGUGUCUUCACUGUAUUUUUCUUAAAAACAAAAUAACAAAAAAAUUUUAA
This is a messenger RNA of Sphaerodactylus townsendi, 1559 nucleotides long. It is a transcript of the gene CSNK1E, whose product is annotated as casein kinase 1 epsilon. Gene Ontology annotation, cellular component: nucleus; cytoplasm. Gene Ontology annotation, molecular function: ATP binding; protein serine/threonine kinase activity. Gene Ontology annotation, biological process: peptidyl-serine phosphorylation; signal transduction; endocytosis. NCBI's taxonomy places the organism in Eukaryota, Metazoa, Chordata, Lepidosauria, Squamata, Sphaerodactylidae. The record is from RefSeq and is a predicted model, not a curated record.